AUGGCCGAAGACAAUCUCUCCACCAACAGCGGCGAGUUCUGGCUGUACGGCUAUGGGAGAAUCCCUGGUUGGGUGACGGGAUACGUCCGUCGCUUCUGGCAAGCGUCUAAUCCCAUCUUCAGCCAGGACCACAGAGGCACACCAGAGGCCCCAGGCCGUGUUGUCACUCUCAUCGAGCGUUCGUUUUGGGAGCGGUUGACCGACCACCACGACUCAGCUCCUGACCGCGUAUGGGGCGUCGCCUACCGUAUCAAGGCCGACAAGGUUGCCGAGGUCAAGGAUUACCUCGACAUCCGUGAGAUCAACGGUUACACCAUCCAUUACGCCCCUUUCUUUCCGGCUGACGGCUCCGAGACCAUCCGUACUCUUGUGUACAUCGGCACUCCGGACAACGACCAGUUCGUCGGCCCCCAGGAUCCCCAGGAGCUGGCUACCCACAUCCGCAAAAGCCGUGGCCCGAGUGGGCUGAAUAUCGACUACCUCCUCGGCCUCGAGAAAGCCCUGGACGAGCUGAGCCCCGAGAGCGGCGACGUCCACAUCACCGACCUCUCUGACCGAGUUCGGACCAUCAUGGCUGCUGAGCUGGAGGGUUCCGGCCAUGUUGUUGAAACGUCCCAGCCGCCUCCAUCUGCCGUUAGCAACAACUUCCAACAAGAACACAGUAUCGAGGAGCAGGAGGAGACAGAAAAGACAGAUUGA
Colletotrichum higginsianum IMI 349063 is the source of this 699-nucleotide messenger RNA. Its product is annotated as ChaC-like protein. The transcript has 3 exons. The record is from RefSeq and is a predicted model, not a curated record. Lineage: Eukaryota; Fungi; Ascomycota; Sordariomycetes; Glomerellales; Glomerellaceae. Gene Ontology annotation, cellular component: cytoplasm. Gene Ontology annotation, molecular function: glutathione specific gamma-glutamylcyclotransferase activity; gamma-glutamylcyclotransferase activity. Gene Ontology annotation, biological process: glutathione catabolic process. Bases 1 to 699 code for a protein of 232 amino acids.